AUGACGACGCGCACGCUCCUGGUCAGCCUCUUCUCUGCCGGCGCGUACGGGCACGGCCGCCUCCUCGAUCCGAUCACGCGCGUCGGCCACCGAUCCUACGAGAACGAUCCGGUCGGGAACGCCGGCUCCGCCACCUUCGAGUCCGACAAGUGGGUGUGCCGCCACGACUACACCCCAAGCGUGGGCCGUACCUCUGUGACGGCGGGCGGCGAGCUGCCAGUGCGGUACUCCCUCUCUGCGGAUCACGUCGGCGACUGCGCCUUCUACCUCUCGUACGACGUCGACCUGCCCCGCAGCGACAUGAGCUGGUUCAAGAUUGCGAAUGUGCCGGACUGCAAGAAACUGGAUGAGCAGACCUUCAGCAUUCAGCUGCCCGACUUUCUCCCCGCGGGAAACGCGGUCCUUCGCUGGGACUGGUAUGCCCUGCACGUCUCCUCGAGCACUCCCGAGAUGUACGUCCAGUGCAGCGACCUAGCCAUUUCCGCGGGUGCGAGCCCGACUACGGUCGGCGAGAUCACUCCCACGUACCUCGCAAAGGACCUUUACACGGCAGCAGAGACGAACGCCGCGCCCUUCCGCCCUGGCUUUGGCGCCGGCGGGAAUGUCGGCGCCGACGGCUUCUUCUUCUCUGGCUACGAGCCAUACGGGUACGAGAGCUUCUGCUCCGCGGAUGAUGGGCAAUGGAUCCUCGCAACAUGCUGGGCGAGUGCGUCAAUGCAAGCCUGA
Molecule: messenger RNA, 726 nt
Organism: Emiliania huxleyi CCMP1516
Lineage: Eukaryota; Haptophyta; Isochrysidales; Noelaerhabdaceae
Exons: 3
Coding region: 1-726 (241 amino acids)
Source: RefSeq, a predicted model, not a curated record